AUGCUGCACAGCUUGAUCUGCUGCAAUGAGGCCAACUACGUGCUUCUAUCUAGAUAUUUCCAGCCGGAGUUGACCCUGGAAGCUCGCAAGACGUACGAGACUCAACUCGCACAAAUCUGCAAACAAGUCCCGAACCUCUGGGGCGACCGACACGGUAGGAAAGUCGUGGACCCGACACAGAGUCAACUGGUCGUGUGCGAGUCGCAGUUCGUGGUUCUUCGUCAGGUCGGGGAGCUCCGGUUGAUGCUCUCUGGCAACGAAGAGUAUGACGAACUCAUCUUGGAUGAGAUCAUGACAGUGCUGCAAUCAGUCCUGACGACUCAAUUGGACAAGAAACUCACGGAGGCUAGUCUUCUGGCCAAUUACGCCAAAGUAGUUGUGGCGCUGGACGAGAUGGUGCAGCAAGGUCACCUAGAGAACACGGACGAGGCCAGCAUCGACCAGAUGAUCAAACUUAAGCCAUACCCGUCGAAGUAG
This is a messenger RNA of Phytophthora infestans T30-4, 477 nucleotides long. RefSeq lists its product as uncharacterized. Gene Ontology annotation, cellular component: COPI vesicle coat. NCBI's taxonomy places the organism in Eukaryota, Oomycota, Peronosporomycetes, Peronosporales, Peronosporaceae. The transcript is spliced from 2 exons. The record is from RefSeq and is a predicted model, not a curated record. Gene Ontology annotation, biological process: intracellular protein transport; retrograde vesicle-mediated transport, Golgi to endoplasmic reticulum; intra-Golgi vesicle-mediated transport. The coding region runs from base 1 to 477 and encodes 158 amino acids.